AUGGCGUACGCAGACGAUGUCACAGUUAUUAAAGACCAGCUGGAGAUGGAUGUUUUAACUAAUCACCUGAACUUAUAUGAACUAGCUUCCGGAGGCUCUUUAAAAAAAAAAAAAAAAAAAGAAAAAGGAGGAAAAGGACUCGGUAAAGGAGGCGCUAAGCGUCACCGUAAAGUUCUCCGUGAUAACAUCCAGGGCAUCACCAAACCCGCUAUCCACUGUCUGGCUCGCCGCGGCGGAGUGAAGCGUAUCUCCGGUCUGAUCUACGAGGAGACCCGCGGUGUGCUGAAGGUGUUCCUGGAGAACGUGAUUCGUGAUGCCGUCACCUACACCGAGCACGCCAAGAGGAAGACGGUGACCGCCAUGGAUGUGGUGUACGCUCUGAAGAGACAGGGCCGCACCCUGUACGGCUUCGGGGGUUAAACCUGAUUCUGACCCGCU
Molecule: messenger RNA, 438 nt
Organism: Sander lucioperca (pikeperch)
Lineage: Eukaryota; Metazoa; Chordata; Actinopteri; Perciformes; Percidae
Product: histone H4 variant TH091-like
Exons: 2
Coding region: 1-420 (139 amino acids)
Biological process (GO): nucleosome assembly
Cellular component (GO): nucleosome
Molecular function (GO): protein heterodimerization activity; DNA binding; structural constituent of chromatin
Source: RefSeq, a predicted model, not a curated record